Molecule: messenger RNA, 2891 nt
Organism: Tympanuchus pallidicinctus (lesser prairie-chicken)
Lineage: Eukaryota; Metazoa; Chordata; Aves; Galliformes; Phasianidae
Gene: AGBL2
Product: AGBL carboxypeptidase 2
Exons: 11
Coding region: 217-2877 (886 amino acids)
Biological process (GO): proteolysis
Molecular function (GO): zinc ion binding; metallocarboxypeptidase activity
Source: RefSeq, a predicted model, not a curated record
GCUGGAGUGUCACCUGCAGUGUGGAAACGAGGGCCCUGCCAUGGCACUGCUCCCCUCAGUGUUCACCAGGGCACAGUGAACAACACGGUCCUUCUGGCUCCUUUCCCAGCUCCAGCCUGGGACCGCCCCAUCCUUCCCCACUACCAACGGUCACUGAGCAACCGCGUCUGGGAACAGGAGAAGGGGACACGAGAGGGUUGAGUGCGUCUCGAAGCCAUGUGGCUCCUGAGGCACCUCACUGCCCAGGCUGUCCCUGAGCCCUACGACAACUUCAUGCACGACCACCUGUGCUACUACGGCUACUUCAAAGGUGAGCUGCGUGUCACCUUCUUGUACCCCGGGCUGUGGGACCCCCUGGUUGGGCUCCAGCAGCGCUCCCCCAAAGGCCAGAAGACAGCCAGCCAGCAGAGCUCUGUGUCUCCAUGGGGACACACCGAAUGCCACUGUGCUGACUCUGGUACCCAGCAGAGUGUAGGGAAGGACCCGAACUCCCGUGCUGUCUGUUCUCUGCUGGAACUGCACCAGGGGGCUGGGAGCCCCCCAGACCAUUCUGCAGCCCCCAGGGCCCCGCAGUUGAUCCCAUUGCAGGGCUAUGGGUCACUCAGGGAGCCACGGGCUCUCUUUGCCCUUCCCUCGGCACGAGGACCCCUUCCUGCUCCCCGGUGGCCCAUUGAGUGCGAGGUCAUCAAGGAGACCAUCAAGCACAUCGAAUGGAUCCCCCCUGAACCAGAACCCUUCUGCCAGCCCAUGGACCACCACUGGCUGCCAAGGGCUGAGCAGCAGGGCACUGUUGUCUACCAGCUCAGCCCAGUGCCCUCAGGCUCCUGCUUCACCCGCGCUCGGGCUGGGGGGGCCCCAGGCCCCCUUUCCUCACCAGCCGCCACCCUGGAGGACUCCCAGGACAACACGCUGCUGUUUGAGUCGCGCUUCGAGUGUGGCAACCUCCAGAAAGCAGUCAAGGUGGGCCCCUAUGAGUAUGUGCUGACACUGCGGCCAGACCUGUACACCGCCAAGCACACCCAGUGGUUCUACUUCCGUGUGCAAAACACACGGAAAGACACCGUCUACUGUUUCACCAUUGUCAACCUGGCGAAGCCCAAGAGCCUCUAUAGCAAGGGCAUGUGCCCACUGUUCUACUCACAGAAGGAUGCCCAGAGCCAUGGCAUCGGCUGGCGCCGCGUGGGCACCAACAUCCGCUACUACCGAGGGAACAGCGGGGAGGAGCCGGCUCCCUUCUGCCUGUCCUGGAGCACCUGCUUUCCCCAUGACAGUGACAUGUGCUACUUUGCCCACUCGUACCCCUACACCUACUCGGACCUGCAGCGGUACCUGCGGACAGUGAUGGGUGAUCCAGCACGCUCACAGUACUGUGUGGUGCGGGCACUGUGCCGCAGCCUGGCCGGUAACAUCGUCUACCUGCUCACCAUCACCGCGCCGUCUGGUGGUGCAGCCAAGCGGGCGGUGGUGCUGAGCGCCCGUGUGCACCCUGGGGAAAGCGGUGGCUCCUGGGCCAUGCAGGGUUUCCUCGAUUUCAUCCUCAGCGCUGCUCCUGACGCUCAUCUCCUGCGCCAGCUCUUUGUCUUCAAGGUGGUGCCCAUGCUCAACCCUGAUGGGGUGGUGGUGGGCAAUUCCCGCUGCUCUCUGGCUGGCCGUGACCCCAAUCGAGCCUACGGGACUGGAUCUCGGGGCUCCUUUCCGGCCAUCUGGCACCUGCGAGCCAUGGUGGAGAGGCUCUUGGUGGAGCAGGAGGUGGUGCUGUAUUGUGAUUUCCACGGGCACAGCCGCAAGAACAACGUCUUCAUGUACGGCUGCGAUGGUGGUCGGGACGGCUCUGAGACACGGUUGCAGGAGCGCAUCUUCCCGCUGAUGCUAAGUAAAAACGCGCCUGACAAGUUCUCCUUCUCCAGCUGCAAGUUCAAGGUGCAGAAGAGCAAGGAGGGGACGGGCAGGGUGGUCAUGUGGCGAAUGGGCAUUGCCAACAGCUACACCUUAGAGGCGGCCUUUGGUGGCUCCACGCUGGGUGGGAGGAACUCACACUUCACAGUGGAGGACCUCAAAUCGUUGGGCUACCACCUCUGCGACACACUGCUAGACUUCUGUGACCCCAAUCCAGCCAAGUUCCAGCAGUGCCUGGCAGAGGUGGAUGCAUUGCUGCGGCCGCGGCUGGGCUCCGGUCAGAGCUGGAGUGACAUCGCCGCCUCACAGCUGGAGUCCAGCACCAGUGGCUCCGAUAGCUCCGUGUCUGAUGGGUCCCUAGAGAGGAGGGAGAGCCCCUGCAGACAGAAGGGACAAGGUGCCAGGGUGGCACUUGGCCGGUUGCAGCUGAGGAGGAGAAAGCGGUUACGGAGCCACAGAGUGAGGAAUGCCAUGUACAGGCCCAAUGGCACCCAAAGUAGUCAUGGUGGUGACCCGGUGAGAGUGGCUCAGUGUGGUUCUGCCUGCCACAGUGGGACUCAGAGUGCCUGCAGCCCCUCUUCUGUGCUCCAGCAGACACAUUCGUGCUCCCCCGUGCCCCUAUCUGUCCCUGUCCCCACACGAAGAGGCUGUGGGGCAGCGGAGGAGUUGCACAGAGCUGUCCCCGCUGCACACACAGCAGUAUGCCACCACCACAUCGCUGUGAGAGCCACACGGAUGGAGGGGUAUGUGACAACCACAGGGCACCGCUGGGCACCACGGAGUGCCAUCGCUGCCACCACCACCGCCGCCAUCACCACCACGGCCACCAGCACAGGUGCUGCUUCUUCACGGGCAGGCCGAGUGAGACCUUCCUCACGGGGCACCACAGCGGCGCUGUCCCCGAGCGUGGCCACUGCUGCUGGCUGUGGGAGGUGGCCCGGCCUCACAGCGGCACGCUGCUCCGCCUGCACUCGGCAUUAAAGGCAGCUUUGUUG